AUGGCGUCUCCUAGGGCAAAGACUCCAGAGAGCAACGCCAAUGCUGUCGUGGGCCGCUCGGUACUGCUUACAGCACAGAAGGCCAAUCAAGAUGCACCGGAACCUAAGCCAAACAAAGGUGGACGACCUAUCCGUCCUCAGAGGCGUGUGCCCAAGAAGACAUAUUUUGACGGCGAUGACGAUGACCACGACGAUGGCGAGCUCGUUCCCGACGGCUCCGAUAUUGCCAACGAAAGUAUUCCGAAAACACAACCAAAAGCGGAUGCUCUCGGCCUUCUUCUUGAAACAGAUCUGGAGAUGGAAGAGGAGUUCAGUACUCGUCCCAAGAAAUCAUUGAAAGCCCAGCUUCAGCCAGAGGCUCAGGCCAAACCAAGCACGCGCUCCAAGAAACAGCAAGCCAAGGCCAAGCCCGUUGCUGCGAAGGCAAAGCCCAAGUCAUCCGUGUCGCGCAAAGCAAAGGAGGACCAGCAAAUCGACCGUCUACCCGAGUCGACGACAGAUGAAUAUGAUAUUGAUGCUUCAUCGCCCGACACGCGUCACAAGAUUACCACUACGAGAUCUGCCCAGAAGGCUCCAGCUGCAAGAGCAAAAGCAAAGGGCAAGCCGAAUAAAGGCGGAGUCAUCGUCUCAAAGAAGCCUGUCACUGAAGAUGUCAAAACUAUCAUCAUUGAUGAUAACGACAGCUCUUCAGAUUAUGAAGACCCCGAGGAGUUGGUCAAGGCCCCGCAAACCAAAGCCUCGGACAGAAAGCCUCUUCAGCCUCUUCAGCCCAGCCAGGUGCAGAGCCGAAACCGCCAGGAAAGUCUGAUUAAUGAUCGAAGCGCUCGGAAGCCUCACCUGGUUUCCUUUGACAAGAAUGGUCCGAGAAACCAGGGCAUGACGGACAGCCAGCUUGUCAAGGCAUCUCACCUACAUAAGCAAGCAGCCUCCCGUGCCUCCCCAGCCUCGCAUGAUCGUGUCAUUGAACAGACCGAUGAUUUCAUUGCAGAUGUUGGUGAUGGCCUGGAGCUCCAGUCUUUCGACAUGACCUACCCUGAACCAGUUGGUGGUGGGUUCGGGAAUGGAAGAACCACCACUUUCAGCCAGCGUCUUCUUGGAUUGGGACCUGCGCAGGAUAAAUCUAAAAACCCUGGCUUCCCGCUGUUUGAGGUGCAGCCGCCGUGCCAUCGAGGUCAGGGAUCUGGGCAAGAUGGCGGGUUCAAUGCAGUCGCGCAACGCAUGUACCGGUCUCUCGGAACCAACACGACGACUGUUCAACCCCAUAAGCCAAAGGCUUUCAGCGGCGGCUUACCCCUGAGUCGUGAAUAUGAACUAAGAACGAAAGAGUGGAUAGAUGACGAGGUGAGCCCGCUACAGAAGGCGGGAGAGCCGCUUGAGGUUGGCACAGGUAGUCCAUCUCCGGGCGGCAUUGUUGAGGCAUUGCACUCGAUCAACAACGGGAGAGAGGCGGGCUUGGACGAUGUUGUACAUGAGUAUAUGGUCAAUGCCGGCGAUAUCGUGCAACGCAUCGCCACCAGGCAUACCAGGGAGCGGGAGACGGUAGGACGACAGUUCGACACCUGUCGCAAGGAUCUGAUCAACGUGUGGUCGGGUACGCGUCAGGACAUCCACUCAAUGGCGGAAGCUGUUGCCGCCGUCGAUAUUAGUGCCAUCAUGGCCGCUAUUCGCCGCGACAAGAGUCUUGAGCGGCUCCGUGCCACUCAGGGUGCCUGA
This is a messenger RNA of Phaeoacremonium minimum UCRPA7, 1713 nucleotides long. RefSeq lists its product as hypothetical. NCBI's taxonomy places the organism in Eukaryota, Fungi, Ascomycota, Sordariomycetes, Togniniales, Togniniaceae. The record is from RefSeq and is a predicted model, not a curated record. The coding region runs from base 1 to 1713 and encodes 570 amino acids. The transcript is spliced from 3 exons.